Molecule: messenger RNA, 2016 nt
Organism: Gracilinanus agilis (Agile Gracile Mouse Opossum)
Lineage: Eukaryota; Metazoa; Chordata; Mammalia; Didelphimorphia; Didelphidae
Gene: OTULINL
Product: OTU deubiquitinase with linear linkage specificity like
Exons: 8
Coding region: 136-1209 (357 amino acids)
Biological process (GO): protein linear deubiquitination
Cellular component (GO): cytoplasm
Molecular function (GO): cysteine-type deubiquitinase activity
Source: RefSeq, a predicted model, not a curated record
GAUCCCCGAGGUAGCCGCCGCAGUCCACUUGUCCCUAGCGGCCCCCGCGGGGAUGGAAGGCAGAGAGGCUGCAGGAGGCGAGUGCUUCCCAAGCCGGAUCUGAGCAAGCGCUCGCUUGCCCUCCAGCAGCCUGGGAUGGCAGCCCGAAAGAACCACCACCCGAUUCGGGAGAGGUACCAGCUUCCUCCUGCAGCAGGAAACCACAAAAUUCAACCCUGGACAGCAGUGACAAAUCAAGCUUUAGAUGUUGCAUGGAGAACUGUAAAAGGACCAGUGAGGCUGGGCAUAUCGUUUCUUGCUGCCACCCUCUGCUACUUCAGAAGCCUGUAUUUAUAUUUAGGACAUCGCUUAAAAUGGUGGAGUGGAUACCUGCAGAGAAAAUUCAAAAAGAACCUCAGUGUGGAGGCAGAAGUUGAUCUCCUUGGUUAUUGUGCAAGAGAAUGGAAAGGAGAAACAAGUCGAGCCAAGCUGAUGAGGAAGGCUUAUGAGGAACUCUUUAGUCGUCAUCAUGUUAAAUGUAUUCGGCAAGUCAAAGGAGAUAACUAUGAUGCAUUAAGAUCAGUCCUAUUUCAGAUAUUCAGCCAAGGCCUCUCACUUCCAUCUUGGAUGAAAGAAAAAGAUAUCGUAAAGCUUCCUGAAAAGCUUCUCUUUUCACAAGGUUGUAAUUGGAUUCAACAAUAUAGCUUUGGCCCGGAGAAAUAUACAGGUCCAAAUGUGUUUGGAAAAUUACGUAAAUGUGUGGAAUUAUUAAAGACUCAGUGGACAGAGUUUAGUGGUAUUAAGGACCAGCACAAGAGAGGGAACAUGUGUAACAGCCUUUUUUCUGAUGAGAGUCUGGAAUAUAAACUUUAUGAAGCUUUAAAAUUCAUUAUGUUAUAUCAAGUCAUCGAAGUGUAUGAACAAGUGAAGAGUGAAAAGGCCAUUCCCAGUCUUUAUCGCCUCCUGUUUUCCAGGGAAACGUCCUCAGAUCCUUUAAGUUUCAUGAUGAAUCACCUGAAUUUUAUAGGUGAUACAUGUGGAUUACAACAGAUUGACAUGUUGAUUCUUGGACACUCUCUGGAAGUCAGGAUAAAAGUAUUUAGACUGUCUAAAUUUAAUACCAAGGACUUUCAAGUCUACUAUCCAGAGGAACGCCACAGGGAAUGGCCUGAGAUUUGCCUUCUGACUGAAAAUGACCGCCACUACCAUAUUCCUGUAUUUCAAGUGUAAGAUGGAAUUGGUACUAUUGCCUACAAUAGCAAUGAACAUGCUUAAAAUAAAUUAUUGCAUGAAAACCAAAGCUUUUAUCUGACUACUGAAGGAACUGAACCUUUUUCUGCCUUCUGAAGUUAUAGGCCUGUUGUGAUGGAAUAAGACCCAUGUUGUUCUUUUGCGUAUGUGAUUUCUUCAAAAGCAACCAAGAACUGGGAUUUAUCUGUUUGUUUUUGAUCUAGUUCAUAAUGGAUUUGGUUGUUUAAAAUACUUUUGAAUCACACAAGUUAACAAAAAUGUACCUACAGUGAAUCUAAAAAAACUGGCCUUUUCAAAGUCUAUAACCUGAAAGUAUUGGGAUAUUGUUAAUCUUAAAGUAAGCAAAAGAAAAUGACCUUUCAGGAAUCUUUCCAUAUGCUGAUUAUGGGUUGAUAAGGCCUUAGUAUGAACAUCAUCACCUCCAUCCAUCAAGAAGCUUCAUGGUACUUUGGUUUUCUAGAACCACUUGUUUGACUUUUUAAAAGGAAAAAAAAAAGAGUGAGCAAAUGGGGAAACUACUUUUAUGCUAUGUUGUAUGAAUUGUUUUAGAUUGUUUUCAACUUUUGUGGCUAGUUCUGAUUGGUUUAACAUUAUGUGUGCAAAAAUGAAUGUUCGUAUUAAAUAUAUUCCAUAGUUUAAAGCAAACAGAAUACAGAUACUGUACUGUUUCUGAAAUGUCAAGCUGUUUCAAGCUUUUAUGCAUCGUAUGCAUUUUUAAUAUGGAAUUACAUGCUCUUUGAUGUUUCUCUUUGUAUUUAAUGCUAUUUUCAAUGACAGCAUUUGUCU